GAGCUCGCAGCAACCAAUUGUAGCUUGCAGCGAUUGAGUCUGCUGCUUCUGCUGCGAUGGCUGCUGUUGUGGGCAUUGAGCCCGGCGUAGUGUAGCGGACGAUGGCCGAGGGGAGAAUUGGCACGGAGAUGGCAUCGAAUCAGCUCUUCCUGUGCUGCAGAGGUUUCGUUUGCACUGUUUUGGUAACAAUAGCUUUAUCGGCACAUUUGUGUCGGGGAGAUAGUUCCAUUGCUCACGAUGAUGUGGAUACGCCUGUGCAGCCUGGCUGCGACAACAGCUUCGUUCUGGUACGUUUCGCAUCAGGUCAGGUGUGAUUAAAUGCAGCUUGUGCGCGAGGGAGUGGAGGUGCGGCUUCGGAAUGGAUCAGUGAUGAAUUCGGGCUUCUUUGACUGUGGCAUCACUGGGGUAGGGUUUGAAAAGCGUAAAGAAGCGGGUCCGCAUUGGUGGAUCGUGUGGGCAGUGAUUAGAAUCAGCGGAAUUCAGAUGGUUUGGAUGGAUACUUGUCGCGGUGAUUUUCAAUGAUGCAAUGAAUUAACAAAAUGUUCUGCGAGGGAAACUGAGAAAUUCUUGCAUACUGCUCUGCAUUAUGUGCUGUAGAUUGUUUGGCAAGUCGCUGCGAAUUUGGAGUCGUUGAGUAGAAUUGGGAGACUGCGAGGACAGAAUUGUGUUGAUAUCGAACUGCAGCUAUGUUUCACCGUACAGUAGACUAGAUCGAAGUGUUCCUGUAUUUUGAGCGACUUCCUUGCGUAAUAUUUAUUGAAACCGAUAGACAUGUUUGGUGUUGAAUGCACGAAGCAAUUGUUGAAGUAAGGUGCAUCUGAGUUUUUGACGUCGUGGAAUAUUAUUUACUGGAAGCACAAUUAUGGAAUUAAUAUUAUUUGGUGCUGCUUCGGUUAUGCAAGACAGCUUUGAAUUGAAUGAGAGGUAUUUUUGUUGUUGUUGUGACAUAUCUUCAAUUCCUGAAGGAACCAGUGGCAUAUAGUUUAUUUAUUUUUAAAUAUUUUGAAACUUAAUUCCAUCAUGGUUGAUUCUUUAAGGUCCACACUUACUUCGCAUGUUAAAAUACGAAUUUGGACAGAUAAUCUUGAAGUUACCGAACUAGUGGGUGUAAGUGCACGUUUUGGUGUAAUAUUCACCGAUCGCAAUGUCAAGGUUGACUCUAUUCCUUUGGCGAUUCCAAGGCUUGCUCCCUCCUGCAAGACGUCCUCUAUACCGCUCAAUGGAUAUGCCGCUUUGGUGCGACGAGGCGAGUGUACUUUCACUAGGAUGGCACGAACGGUACAGGCAGCUGGUGCCAAGGCUCUUGUCGUUGUUAAUAAUGAAGAAGGAGCGAGGAGACUUUGAUCUUUCUGAUACUGAUUACGAUGCAAACAACAGUGUUGUGGACAUCAACGUUGUGUCGGCAUUCCUAAUUUUGGUCAUGGCUUCCGUCUUUUUAUUUGUGCUGUACUAUUUUAUGUCGCAGUGGUUUCUUAUUCUACUGGUCAUCUUAUUCUGUAUUGGUGGAUCUGAGAUACGGUGCCCAUCCUUGUACAUGCUCCUCAUCUUCUUUUACUUGGUAUCAAAAUCUGACUGAAAUAUCAACCAGAGUCUCUAACUUGCAUAUAAUUUCUGGGUUCUAUACGAUAUCUUGCUUUCUUCUGGGAUGGUGGCAGGGAGAAUUGCGAUUUCUAUGGAAUAAAUGGGAACAAGUUACUCCGCUCGAGGACUACAUCAAGUCGUCACAAAUCCGUGAUCAUCCUCGCAGAAGUUCAUAGUAACUGGCUGGUCAAGGUUUAACAUAGUCAAAGAAUUAGAAGGAAAUUUUUGGGAUCUCUCACUUCAUGUUUAACUUUAUUUGAAUCUAUUAAGAUCGGAUUUAACAACGGCAACGACUUGUUAGAGCGUUUGAUCUACUCAUAAUCGCAAUAUUCAUUUGAAUGGUUGCCUUAGUUUGUACAGCAUUUAUAGCUGCAGGUUCCCUGUAAUAAUAUCCUUUGACACCAGGUAAUUGAUCCGCUAAUUUGGAUACCAUAUGUUCAUGGCCAUUUGUGGCCAGCAUUUUAUGCUAUCAAUGCAAUUAGUAGUGUCCAAUAAUGUCAA
Physcomitrium patens is the source of this 2082-nucleotide messenger RNA. Its product is annotated as signal peptide peptidase-like 3. Gene Ontology annotation, cellular component: cytoplasmic side of endoplasmic reticulum membrane; lysosomal membrane; lumenal side of endoplasmic reticulum membrane. The record is from RefSeq and is a predicted model, not a curated record. NCBI's taxonomy places the organism in Eukaryota, Viridiplantae, Streptophyta, Bryopsida, Funariales, Funariaceae. Gene Ontology annotation, biological process: membrane protein proteolysis. Gene Ontology annotation, molecular function: aspartic endopeptidase activity, intramembrane cleaving.